AUGAGUCAGCGAAAUAACAAGUACCAUGUAACCAUUGAAGAUUGUCCUGAUGAGGACGAUUAUCGACAUUUCAAUCAAAAGUCUUCAGGCGCUGAUGACAUUGACAUUAGCCAUAUAACCAGCAAUCAACAAGAAAAUGACAGCAUAAUGGCCAUUGAAUCCUCAUCAAGAGGGAGCAAAAGACAGGCCUGGGAUGAAGUAGACGCCUUGGAGGAACAAGCCAGAAAUGAAAAGAUGCAGAAUCAACCCACUGCCAUGGCCAAUGCCAAGCAAACUGCCCGCAUUGUCGAGGAGGCCACUCAACAAUCUUCUGAAUUCUAA
Messenger RNA from Mucor velutinosus, 321 nucleotides. Its product is annotated as C-4 sterol methyl oxidase. The coding region runs from base 1 to 321 and encodes 106 amino acids. The record is from RefSeq and is a predicted model, not a curated record. Lineage: Eukaryota; Fungi; Mucoromycota; Mucoromycetes; Mucorales; Mucoraceae. The transcript has a single exon.